UAAGGGUCUAGGGUUUUCAAUUCCAAGUGUCUUAUAUGUCUCUGACAGUGCUUAUCAUCAUCAUCAUCAUCAUCAACUUUUUAUUCUCUCUUAAAAAAGAAUUUCCAAGCCUUCUUUUUUCUUUUUCUUGUGUGAGGAAUUGAAGACAGCUAAGAAAAGAUGAAUAGAAGUGAUAGUUUUCAAGGUUCCAAGUCAAUUUAUUCUCACAAGAAAGUCGGCGAAGAUGGUGGUGAUGAUGAGGAGGGGGAGGAGGAAGUGGACAAAAGUUGCGGCUGCGGACCAAGAAAUGGAGGAGACACCACAAGCAAUAAUAAUAGCUCAGAUGAAGAGAAUGAAAAGAAGGAAAGAGAAGCUACCAGAUCUGUCCGGCAAUAUAUUCGUUCGAAGAUGCCAAGACUCCGGUGGACGCCUGAUCUCCAUCUUUGUUUUGUUCAUGCAGUUGAAAGACUUGGAGGGCAAGAGAGAGCAACGCCAAAGUUGGUUCUUCAAUUGAUGAACAUCAAAGGCCUAAGCAUAGCUCAUGUGAAGAGCCAUCUUCAGAUGUAUAGAAGCAAGAAGAUUGAUGAUGCAAAUCAAGGGCAAGGGCUUUUAUUUGAAGGAGGUGCUCACAAUAUCUUCAAACUUCGCCAGCUUCCUAUGCUACAAGGUUUCAAUCAGAGGCCUUUUACCAAUUUAAGAUAUGGAGAUGCUUCUUGGAAAGGUCAUGAGCACCACCAGAUUUAUGGCCCUUACUUGGGAUCAUCAGGAGGAGCCCCACUCAAUAGAAGCAAACAUGAUGGUUCGGUUUCAGACAGAUUUCUUGGAUGCAAUAUCAGUCAUAAUUCACUUAAUUAUCAUUCCAAGUCCAAUAACAAUGGACAAACCACCAUCAGCAGAACUCAUGAUCAGUCCCUCGAAGGGCUUGUGUCGUUUCGCAGAUCCUGGCAGAUGGAAAGUAAAAGAAACUCGUUGGAUUUCAACUUGAUAACCAAAUUGCAAGAAAGAGGAACACAUGAAGGAGAAGAAGAAUGUUUCAGGAAUAAUAGCUCCAUUAACAAGACCUGGAGAACAAUUCAAGAAAUACAAAACAGGCUAAAAAGGAAGACUAUGGAUGCAGAUUGUUGCAACUUGGAUUUGAACUUAUCCCUGAAAGUAACAAAAAAAGAUGGAAUUGAGAAGGGUUUGCAGAGUGAUGUUAAUGAAGUUGAUAGUUGUUUAUCUCUUUGUUUAUCUUCAUCUUCGAAGCUUAUUGGGUUGAAGCAGGAAGAUGAACAAGGUGGAAGUAGGAAGCAUGCAAGAUGGGCAAGUACUCUAGAUCUGACUCUAUGAAUAACUAGAAAAAAUACAUUCUAAGUGAGAUCUUGAGGUACUUGUUGCUUAAUAUAUGAUCAUCUCAUAUUUGUACCAGAACAUUACUAGAGGUAAUUAUUAGUCAAUUAUAUACUUUUGAUCUUCU
This is a messenger RNA of Hevea brasiliensis (rubber tree), 1435 nucleotides long. RefSeq lists its product as uncharacterized. Gene Ontology annotation, molecular function: DNA binding; DNA-binding transcription factor activity. The record is from RefSeq and is a predicted model, not a curated record. The coding region runs from base 160 to 1308 and encodes 382 amino acids. The transcript is spliced from 6 exons. Lineage: Eukaryota; Viridiplantae; Streptophyta; Magnoliopsida; Malpighiales; Euphorbiaceae.